AUGUCCUACUACGGCGACGACGACUACGACUACAUCCGGCGAAGGCGACCAUCACCCCACCGCUACCGCUCAGACAGGCGCGCCAACCAGCUCCUCAGCCCACACAUAGAUGGAGGUGGGCUGCACCGCUCUCGCUCACAAGGCGGUGCGCCGGUGCCUGUGGUGAACGUCUACAAUGACAUGAUUCAAGACGGCAGCUUCCGGAACAACUCACGAUCACCACCUUCCUCUCGCGGCUCUGACCAUCGCUCCGACUAUCGCGGGCACGGCAGACUGGGCGAUGACCUCGUGGAUGACUUCGCAGACCUUGCCUUGGAGAAUAGAAGACUACGGUCGCGGUCGCGUGGCCGAUCGGAUGCAGGUGUGUUGAGCCGGAGAGAUGAUCUGCUGGAGUACGAGCUGCGCGAUCGCGACAGGCGGCUGCAGGAAAUUGAGAGGAGAGAGAUGCUGCAGAGAGAGGAAGACAGGAUGAAAGAGAAGUACGAGUUGCAGCGGGUGAAAGAAGAGGCUAAGAGGAAGGCAGAUGAGGAGGAGGCGAAGGCAGAGAGAAAGCGCAUCAUUGACGAGUACGAGAGAAGACAGCGUGAGGAUGAGGAAGACAGGAAAGAAGAGGAGAGGCGGAUACGAGAGAAGAUUGAGCGAGAAAAGAAGGAGGCCAAGGAAAGAGAGGAGCGCGAGUGGGCUGAGUUCCUGCAAAAACAGAAGGAGAAGGAGGCAAAAGAGAAGGCUGAAAAGAAGGCCGAAGAGGAGAGGGUGGAGGACGAGAUGCGGAAGCGGCUAUCCAAGCAUGGAUAUACGUACGACCAGAUCGAGCGCAUGAUCAAGGACAAAAAGGACGAGCCGACAACAAGCAACAUGACGACCACGACCACGAUGACGAGAACUUACGGCUCACAUCGCCCGACCUACGCCAAGAUCCAUCGCGACUUCAUCUCGAUCGAUACGUUGACGUAUUAUGAUAUUCCGUACGAAUAUGAUAGCGCUGACCGCAAUUACAUCAUCAUCCUCCGCGAGAUGGACAAGUACGAGACAGAGGUGUUGUUCGAGCAUACGAGGCGGUUGCGGGCCGGCAAAUUGCUGCUCGAGCCUCCGAAGAAGGAGAAGGACUUUGCGUGGUAUCGGAAGCGGGAUCGGAGUUCGAGUCGAGUGAAGAGGGUUGGGAUCUUGGAACUCUCGAAAUGA
This is a messenger RNA of Saxophila tyrrhenica, 1182 nucleotides long. RefSeq lists its product as uncharacterized. Bases 1 to 1182 code for a protein of 393 amino acids. Lineage: Eukaryota; Fungi; Ascomycota; Dothideomycetes; Mycosphaerellales; Extremaceae. The record is from RefSeq and is a predicted model, not a curated record. The transcript is spliced from 2 exons.